AUGGAGUUGGGAGGUCUACACUUCUUAACAAUAUUGCUUCUAUGCCAGAACCUCAGACUUGUAAAAGGACAAUGUGACAGCAGUCAAUUUCAGUGUGCUAAUGGGCAAUGCAUUGAUUUGGACUGGAGGUGUGAUGGGACCAAAGACUGUACAGAUGACUCAGAUGAACACAACUGUCCACCACCCUCAUGUAACUCACAGCAGUUCCAGUGCGUGACAGGGGGCGAAUGCAUCCCCUUGCUCUUUGUGUGUGAUGGGGAGCCAGACUGUUCUGAUGGUUCAGAUGAGCAGAGAACUUGUGGUGACCAAACCUGUAGCACAGAGCAGUUCACCUGUCAGGAGGGCCAAUGCAUCCCAAAGGAGUACAGAUGUGACCACAUUAAAGAUUGCGUGGACAACUCAGAUGAGAAUAAUUGCAACUACCCCAGCUGUCCAGAGAAGACUUGUGCCAAUGGGGCUUGCUACAAAAACGCCCAACACUGCAAUGGGAUAUUAGACUGCCGAGAUGGCUCAGAUGAAUCUAACUGCACACAAAGACAUUGCUCUCUGCAUCAGUUUGAAUGUGCAAAUGGGUAUUGUAUCACCCUGUCCUUCGUUUGUGAUCACUGGGAUGACUGUGGGGACAACAGUGAUGAACAGGGAUGUGAGUACCAGAGCUGCAGUGGUGUACAGUUCACCUGCAGUAGUGGACGUUGUAUCCCACAGGACUGGGUGUGUGACGGUUUCAACGACUGCGGAGAUUAUGGUGACGAAAGUGGAUGUGACCCAAGUAUACGAGAUUGUUAUCCUGGAGAAUGGCCUUGUCCUGGAUCCUCUGCUUGUGUGGCAUUCAGUAAGGUUUGUGAUGGUCAUCCUGAUUGUCCAGGAGGAACAGAUGAGACCAACACCACAGCAGAGCUAACCUGCGGUCUGAACCAAUGCUCUGCACUGAGCUGUGAAUAUCGCUGCCACGCGACCCCGCAAGGUGGAGCCUGCUACUGCCCUGAUGGGUUUAUUGUAGCCAAUGACAGUCGCUCGUGUGUGGACUAUGAUGAUUGCAAGAUCUGGGGAAUCUGUGACCAGUUCUGUGAGGAUCGCCCUGGCACUCACCACUGCAGCUGUGCGGAUGGUUACUUCCUGGAACAGGGUCACAUGUGCAGGGCAAAUAUCUCAGCUGGUGUGCCCUGGCUCCUCUUCACUGAGGGGCGUAAUGUGAUGUUGGGAGACAUACAUGGGCGUAUGGUCAGAACUCUGGUCCAGUCAGAUGGCAAAGGCUAUGCUGUUGGUGUGACCUUCAAUGCACAUAGUCAGGUGGUCUUCUGGACUGACACCGAGUCCCAGAAGGUGUACUCUAUAAAUUAUGAUGGAACUGGAAAACAGGAGGUACUGUCUUCAGGUGUGCACGAUGCUCAAAACAUCGCAGUAGACUGGAUUAACUUUAAACUGUAUGUACUGGAAGUUCGUGUGGAGCGCAUCGACGUGUGUGACUAUGAUGGGGGCAAUCGCGUUACUCUGAUAGCAGAGAAUCUAGUAACUCCACAUGGACUUGCCCUGGACCCUACUGUGGGAUACAUGUUCUUCACAGACUCUGGCGACAAUGCUGAAGACGUGAAACUGGAACGGGCAUAUAUGGAUGGUAGUAACCGGCUUCAGCUGGUCAGGACAAGAUUGGGUGUGCCCACAGGAAUCACUUUGGAUCUAGUCACUAAGCGGGUCUACUGGUCAGACAGUCAUUUCAACCUGGUAGAGACAGUCACCUACAGUGGCUUAGACAGGAAAACUAUACUGAACGGUGGUCACCAAAUCCCUCACCCUUUCGGCCUGUCUGUCUUUGAGAAUCACUUAUUCUUCACAGACUGGACCAAGAUGGGAGUAAUCCGUACCAAUCGUUUUAACGGAAGCAACCCAACCCUCCUUUACCGGACCAGUAGCCGACCUGGUCAGAUUGUGGUCUCUCACCCGGUGUUGCAACCCAUUGUGAUGAACCCCUGUGGCAGACACAAUGGAGGCUGCCAGCAGAUAUGUGUUUUAAGUCAUCGCACUGAUAAUGACGGGUUAGGCUACCGCUGCAAAUGUCGCCUAGGCUAUGACCUUCAGCCCGACGGGCAAACUUGCUACAAGCUUAAAGACUUCUUGCUGGUAGCAAAUCAGUUUGCAGUCAGGGGAAUCCCCCUAAAUCUGUCCUCCCAGGAGGAUGUCACACUGCCUUUCACUGGCUUGAGCUACAGCUUUGCUGGUUCUGCAGUGGAGUAUGAUGGAAAGGAGGAAGCUGUAUUCUACAAUGACAGGAGCAUACGUCUCAUCUACAAAUCAGCUGUGAACGGCUCCCACCAUGAGUUACUCACCGGCUAUCGAGUUGGUAAUGUUGAGUCUAUGGCCUAUGACUGGACUUCUAAGGUUCUCUUCUGGACAUCCAGCACCUAUGGAAUUAUCGCAGCCUUAAAAGUGACAGACAAAUCCAGAACGGACGUUGUAACGGACCUCAAAAACCCUCGAGGCAUUGCUGUACACCCAAGUGCAGGAUACCUCUUUUGGUCUGACUGGUAUCGACCAGCUGUGAUCACAAGAUCUUACACAGAUGGAAGCAAUGCGGUGCCACUCAUCAACACCACGUUGGGCUGGCCCAAUGGACUUGCCAUAGACUACAUGAUGGACAGGCUAUAUUGGGUGGAUGCUCUACUGGAUCGCAUUGAGCAUGUGAACUUUGAUGGCAAUGACAGACAGGCCUUCUCCAGCACUGGGCAGAUAACACACCCAUUCUCUCUCACCAUACACGCAGACAACCUGUUUGUGUCUGACUGGAGGACAAAUGCAGUGUACAGGAUGAGGAAGAGAGAUGGGGGAGAUAACCUGGUUCUGCGAGGUGGCAUAUCCGGCAUUUUGAAUGUCAAGGCCUAUUCAGCUGACCUACAAAAUUUAUUUACCAGCAAGUGUAGCAUACUUCCAAAUGGGCGCUGCAGCCACUUCUGUUUCCCUACACCGUCCUCUAAUCGAGUGUGUGGCUGCCCCUAUGGUAUGAAGCUGCAAGACAAUCAGAGGGAUUGUGUGAAGGAUGACUCAGUAGCCCCACCAGACAUCACCUGUGGUGACUACUCCUUCUCCUGUGAUAGUGGCCGUUGUAUUCCCAACUCCUACCGCUGUGACGGUACUAAGGAUUGCAUUGAUGGAACCGAUGAAGCCAACUGCACAAUGCCAGGCAUGACCUGCUCACCAAGUGCUUUCACCUGUGGUAACAAGCACUGCAUCCCCUCUAACUGGCAUUGUGAUGGGCAUGAUGACUGCGAUGAUGGGACAGAUGAAAACAACUGUCCAACACUUCUUCCCAGCACCUGUGGUUUGGAUCAGUUUUCUUGCUCCAAUGGUAACUGCAUUCCCAAGUCCUGGGUGUGCGACAGCGAUAAUGACUGUGGAGACGGUUCUGACGAGAGAGAGUGCAACUCCACAAUCAGUACCUGCCUGCCUGGGUUCUUUCUUUGUCCGGACCACCGGUGCAUCUACAACAGCUAUGUCUGUGAUGGAGACCAGGACUGCAUGGAUGGCUCUGAUGAGAAGGAUUGCGAAUUCACCUGCAGCGCUUUUCAGUUCGCUUGCCUCAGUGGAGACCAGUGUGUGAGCCUGAUGUACCAGUGUGAUGGAGUCUAUGAUUGCAGGGACCACUCUGAUGAGACCACCUGUCCAACCCGCGGGCCGGGUCUGUGCCACGAUGAUGAAUUUCAGUGCCAGGUGGAUGGGUUCUGCCUUCCGGGUGAGUGGGAAUGUGAUGGGCAUCCGGAUUGUGAGGACGGUUCUGAUGAACACAAUGGAUGCCCGCCACGGACCUGUCAGGCUAACGACUUUCAAUGCGCCAAUGGGAACUGUAUCUCCCAGAGCUGGGUGUGUGAUGGAGACAAUGACUGUCGGGACAUGAGCGAUGAAAGAAACUGCCCCACUCCUCCCUUCAGUUGUCCUGCAGGCCAAUGGCUCUGUCCAAAUGUUCAAGUGUGUAUUAGUGAGUCCAAGGUGUGUGAUGGCCAGAGAGACUGUCCGAAUGGAGCAGAUGAGUCACCCCUUUGCAAUGGUGAUGACUGCAGUGUGAAUAAUGGGGGCUGUAGUCAUGGUUGCAUUCAGGGGCCUUUUGGGGCCCAAUGUACCUGUGAGCCAGGCUUCCAGCUUCUGAAUGACUCAAAAACAUGUGAUGACAUAGAUGAAUGUUUGAUCCCAGGAUUCUGUAGCCAGGAGUGUUUCAAUGAGCGUGGCUCCUUCCGUUGCAAUUGCCAGGAUGGAUACCAGCUAGAACCUGAUGGUCGCACCUGUAAAGCCAGCUCUCCUUUUGAGGCCAUGCUUCUGGUUGCCAGACGCAAUGAAAUUGUCUCCAACCGCAUCAACCUCCGUCCUCCCUUGAUUAUUCCUUUGGUCAGCGGCUCCAGCAUUGUGACAGUGGAUUUUGACUAUCAGACCAAGAGGAUCUACUGGGCAGAUUCCACAGAGAAAAAGAUCUAUAGUUCAUUUCAGAACGGCACAGACAAACAUGAGCUCUUCUCCACAGGUUUAAUGGUACCGGAAACUGUGGCAGUGGACUGGGUCGGUCGAAACCUUUACUGGAUUGACUCUGUGAUGCAGAACAUUGAGGUGUCUACUCUUGAUGGCCGCUUCCGCAAGGUUCUCCUCACUGAAAAUGUCACCAGCCCUCGUGGACUCGCUCUGGAUCCUCGGAACCAUACCAAUCUGAUGUUCUGGGCAGACUGGGGACAAAACCCUCGGAUAGAACGGGCAGGCAUGGAUGGCUCGAUAAGAAGAGCCAUUGUGACUCAGAAGGUGUACUGGCCUAAUGGGCUAGCCAUUGACUACACUACCAGACGGAUCUAUUUUGCAGAUGCCUACCUUAAGUACAUUGAUUACUGUGACUACGAUGGCAAUAACCGACAUCAAGUCUUUGCAAGUGACCUGGCAUUGCAACACCCUCAUGGGAUGACCAUCUUUGAAGAUGACGUCUACUGGAGCGAACACUAUUCCCACCAGGUCAUGAGCACCAACAAAUUUCAUGGAGGAAAUCUGACCAUUGCGCUGUCUGGCAUCUACCAGCCAUUGGGCAUCGUCUUGAGCCACCCUGUUAAACAGCCCCCAGCAUGGAAUCCUUGUGAGAACCAUGAGUGCAGUCAACUUUGUCUGUUGUCAGUCAAAAGACCCAGAUAUCAUGUCUGCGCUUGUCAGUCUGGCUGGAACCUCAACAGCGACGGCCGUACCUGCACGAAAGAUGAUACACCAUUCCUGAUGGUGGUCAGAGACACAGUGAUUAUGGGGAUCCCUCUUGACCCCAAUGACACCUCAGACAAUGCCAUGACUCCAGUGUCAGGCAUCACUAAGGGCAAAGACAUUGACUUUGAUGACAAGGAGCAAUUUGUCUACUGGGUGGAGGGCUCUAGGUCCAUUUUCAGAGUGAAAACAGAUGGAACCAAUCGUACUCAGUUUGCACCAACAGCUAUCAUUGGCUCACCUUCUGGUCUGGCUUUUGAUUGGAUAAGUCGUAUCAUGUACUAUACCAAUCCCGACAGUAAAGCUAUAGAGGUUAUCCGAGUUGAUGGAUUUCAGCAUUACAGGAAGACAAUCAUCACGAACACAGGCAAACCUGAAGGAGCGGGACAGCCAAUAGGGAUAGCCCUUGAUCCUGCCAGAGGGAAACUGUUCUGGACAGACAGAGGGACUGACAGUGGAGUUCCUGCAAAAGUGGCCAGUGCUGACAUGGAUGGCAGUAAUCUUAAAAACCUCUACACUGAAAACCUUGGCCAAAUUGAAUAUAUCACUGCUGACAUUGCAGAGAGCAAACUCUAUUGGAGUGUUGGCAGCACAGGAAAGAUUGAGUGUGGCACUAUGGAUGGUGUGACUAGAAUUACAAUCGUGCAUGGCCUGUCCCACCCCGUGGGCAUCACUGUGUAUCAGAACUACCUCUACUACACUGAUCUGGACUAUGAGGUCAUUGAGAGAGUGGACAAAACCACAGGGGGCAACAUGGUGGUGAUGAGGAGUGGCCUGACUGAUUUACAUGCCCUCAAAGUGCAUGCUAGAGACAACUCUGCAGGGACCACAAACGCUUGCAGCACAAACAACGGCGGGUGUCCUCACCUAUGUUUACCUAAACCAGGUGGUCAGAAGACUUGUGCUUGCACCACAGGCUUUGUCCUAUCACAUGAUGGUUCCCGCUGUGAGCAGUAUGACUCGUUUGCUGUGGUGUCUGCUCAAAACCAAAUUAGAGGAUUCCAUAUCAAUAGCUCUGACCACUCUGAGGCCAUGGUACCAGUGGGAGGCAUGUCCCACUCUAUGAUUGACAAGCUGGACCUACAUGUUCCCUCUGGCUACCUGUACUGGGUCGAUCAAAGCCCUUACCCAUACUACAGAGGCAUCUACAGGGCAAAGACAGAUGGAUCAUUCUACACUGGCAUUGUCACAUCAUCUGAAGUUGGCUCCAAAGGGAUACAAGGCCUUGCUGUGGACUGGAUUGCUGGAAACUUGUACUUCACAAAUGCAUAUGAAACUCAGACCUACAUUGAGGUGCUACGUCUGAACAACACUGACCGUCUUAUCCUUCUCAAAAGUUCUGCGGACCAACCCCGUGACCUUGCGGUCAGUCCUAAGCUACGAUACCUAUUCUGGACUGACGCUGGUCAGACACCAAAGAUUGAGCGUGCUCUGCUGGAUGGAAGCAACCGCACUGUACUGGCGUCAGAGAGCCUGGCCUCACCACGUGGUCUCACAGUCGACUACACCAAUGACGUUCUGUACUGGGUGGAUGACAAGCUGGAUAUGAUCUCCUGCAUGCAUGCAGAUGGAUCUGCGCGUCAAAUUGUGCGCUUUGGAAGCCGUUACCCAGCUCCAUAUGGCAUCUCCAUAUUGGGCAACUACAUGCUGUGGGUUGACCAGAAGCUUGGGAAGCUCUUUCAGGCCAGCAAGCUUCCUGGGAAUACUGACGCGGCUGAAGUGAUCCGAGAUGGUAUUGACAACCUGAUGGAUGUUGUUAUCUUUGACUCCCAUGUACAACCCACCUCUGCCAACCAGGUGGCCUUCAACCCAUGCCUUGAGGACAACGGACGAUGCCAACAGCUCUGCUUUGCCAUACCUGAACAGCAGCAGCCCAAAUGUGGUUGUGCCCAUGGAUCCCUGCUAAGUAAUGGUGUAUCCUGUGGCUUUGGCCUUGAUGAGUUUCUCAUCUUCACUACUGAAAAUACUGUAAGCAGUGUCAGGUUGGACCCAGAGGACCACAGCUCACCUUUCCCUACUUUCCAUGUUGGGAGCACUGCGGUGGCUCUGGAUUAUGAUUUCAAGGAUAAGAGAGUGUUCUUCUGCCAGUAUAUGGGCAUAGGGAGUAGCAGAAUAGGCUAUAUAACCACAACCUCUGUCAGCAGCCCUCCUGUCAUCAUUGCAGACAAUCUGGAUAUACCUGAAGGCCUGGCCUAUGAUUGGGUUCAUAAGCGUUUGUAUUUCACAGACUUUUAUAACCAGAGUGUGCAGGCCAUCGGUAUUGAUGGCCAGAACCGCUCCUUCAUUGCACAUGCAGACCGCCCACUAGCCAUUGUGGUAGACCCUUGUUAUGGGUACUUGUACUGGACAGACUGGGGAGGCCCUCCUAAGAUUGAACGAGCCACACUGGGUGGAAACUUCCGGGUUCCUAUCAUAAGUAGUGGACUGUCUAUGCCCAGUGGCCUCACCCUGGAUUAUGAAGAGAGAAUGCUUUACUGGGCUGAUGCUUUGAUGAACAGGAUUGAGCGUUCAUCUUUAACAGGGGAGAACAGACAGGUCAUUGUCAGCAAUACCCAGAACGUUUUUGCCAUGACCAUGUUCCAGCAAGACAUAUAUUGGACUGACCAGAGCACUUAUAGUCUGUAUCGGGCCAACAAAGACGAUGGUUCUGGAGUAACGAUCAUAGUGCAGAACUUGCAGGACAGACCUCAUGACAUUCAUGUGUUCACGGGCAGCAAACAGGAGAGCUGCUCCAGCCCCUGCCAGUUGUUCAAUGGUGGCUGCAGCCAUAUCUGUGUCCCAGGCCCCACAGGCCCAGAGUGUCAGUGUCCACAAGGGGAUUGGUACCUGGCCAAUAAUGGGAAGGACUGUAUUCGCGACGAGGGUCAUCGAUGCCAGCCAGAGCAGUUCACCUGUCUAGAUGGGAGCUGUGUGUCCCCGCGCUGGAAAUGUGAUGGAUACAAUGAUUGCCGUGAUGGUUCUGAUGAGCUGGAACGAGUGUGUGCCUUCCACACUUGCUCAGCCAUGGACUUCACCUGCGACAAUGGCCGCUGUGUCCCUCUCUUCUACGUGUGCGAUUAUACCAACGACUGUGGUGACAAUAGCGAUGAAAAGGGUUGCCAGUUCCCCACGUGUAAUCCGACCACUGAGUUCACCUGCUCCAAUGGACGCUGCAUCAGUGCUGACUUUGUGUGUGACGGAUUCAAUGACUGCCGUGACAAUGGCACCACAGAUGAGAUAAACUGCCCGGAUAGAACAUGCCCACCUGGUAAUAUCAAAUGUGAUACCACUAACAUCUGCAUAUAUCCUGACAACCUGUGUGACGGCUUUAACAACUGUGGAGACAACAGUGAUGAAAACCCUCUCUUCUGUGCGGGUCGAACAUGUUCUGCAGACCAGUUCCGCUGUGACCAGGGGACAUGCAUUCCUCAGUUCUGGGUGUGUGAUGGUGUGGUAGACUGUGUGGAUGGCAGUGAUGAACCUCUGACCUGCGAGGAUCAGGUUCACACAUGUCAUCCUGAUCAGUUCACCUGUACGAAUGGCAACUGUAUCCCUGCCACUCUAAUCUGUGAUGGCAACAACGACUGUGGGGACGAUAGCGAUGAAGCUGCAGAGUUACAGUGUGAUUUGAAGACAUGCCACCCUAACGAGUUCACCUGUCCACCCCCCUGGGUACCUGGAAGGCCACGCUGCAUUUCAAAGAGCUAUGUGUGCGAUGGGGAGAUUGACUGUGCAAAUGCUGCAGAUGAACUUCAGAACUGCCCUAAUCGCACCUGCCACAUGAACGAGUUUGCCUGCGCCAAUGGCUUGUGUAUUCUGGUCCCCUUCCAUUGUGAUCGUGUGAAUGAUUGCGGUGAUGGCAGCGACGAGAUUGGCUGUAACUACGAUACUUGCGCCAGUCAUGAGUUCACCUGCCAGAAUGGAAUGUGUAUUCCGGCCAUGUUUGUAUGUGACGGCACAGCUGACUGUCGAGAUGGUUCCGAUGAACUUGACGGUUUGUGCAGGACUCCUGUUCCCACUUGUGCCCCCGGGGAGUUCAUGUGUCAAUCUGGAGAGUGCAUAGACAUCCACAAAGUUUGCAACCACCAGAGGGACUGCUCAGACAACAGUGAUGAGAAGGGCUGUGGGAUUAAUGAAUGCCUCGACCCAGCAGUGAAUCAGUGUGCUCAGAACUGCACAGACACCCUGACAGGCUACUAUUGCUCAUGUCGUGAUGGUUACCGGCUGAUGCCAGAUGGAAAGGCAUGCGAGGACGUGGACGAAUGUCGAGAGAUGCCGUUCGUGUGCAGUCAGAUUUGCGAGAAUGCAGUCGGCUCUUUCUACUGUAAAUGCGCCCCAGGGUACAUACGUGAGCCAGACGGCCGUACCUGUCGACAGAACAGUGGUAUCGCUCCUUACCUGCUCUACACAAACCGCUACUACAUUCGCAAACUCAACACAGAUGGCUCAUCAAUGUCUGUGGUAAUACAAGGACUCUCUAAUGUGGUGGCACUGGACUUUGACUCUUAUGAGCAGCAUAUAUACUGGCUGGAUUCACAUGCUGGUCGCAUAGAGAGGAUGUCUUUGGAUGGAACAGGACGAGAGGUCAUAGUUGAUCAGGAUUUGGUUGGAGCAGAGGGCCUUGCCAUUGACUGGGUGGGACGGAAAAUGUACUGGUCAGAGAGUCUCCAAGGUGCAAUUCAUGUGUCUGAACUUGAUGGCCGCUUCCGCAAGAAGCUUCUCAGUGGCUGUGUUGACACCAACUCCACUUAUUGCUUCACCCUGCCCCGGGCCAUUGCAGUCAACCCAAAAUACGGAUGGUUAUACUGGACAGACUGGGGGACCAGAGCAUUCAUUGGUCGGGCGGGCAUGGAUGGGUCCAACGCGUCAGCCAUCAUCACUACCAAACUCGAGUGGCCUAGUGCACUGACCAUUGACUAUACCACCAACAAGAUCUUCUUUGCUGACUCUCACCUAGGCUUCCUAGAUUAUGCUGACAUGGAUGGCCAGAACAGACACAGGGCUAUAGCUGGAACUCUGCCACAUCCCUAUGCUGUAACCUUGUUUGAAGACUUCGUAUUCUGGACUGACUGGAACACGCACACUGUUGAACGGGCCCACAAAUAUACAGGCGCCAAUCGCAUCGUCAUGGGCAACAACACACACCGUCCUUACGACAUCCACGUGUACCACCCGUACAGGCAGCCACGCAGUGAGAACCCCUGCACAACACACCAUCUAACCUGCAGUCACCUGUGUCUUAUCGGACCGGGUGGCACCAGUGCCAGCUGUGAAUGUCCUGAUCACUUCAUUGCAAUUUCUUUGGGAUUUACAAUCCAGUGUGUCGCUGAUUGUUCCAGCACGCAGUUCCGUUGUGGGGACAAUGAGAAGUGUAUUCCUAUUUGGUGGAAGUGUGAUGGUCAGUCAGACUGUGGGGAUGGUUCUGAUGAGCCUCAGACAUGCCCACCACGGGUCUGCCCAGUUGGUCAAUUUCAGUGCCAGGAUGGUAACUGCACCCACUCAAACCAAGUGUGCGAUGCCACUCCUAACUGUCCCGAUGGCUCUGAUGAGGAUGAGGCACUUUGCAGUGACCAUCGUUGUCAAGAGAACCAGUUCCAGUGUAAGAAUAAACAAUGCAUUCCCAGUUCCUGGCAUUGUGAUGGUUUCUCUGACUGUACUGAUGGUAGUGAUGAGGGACCGGAGAGCUGUGACCAAAAGACAUGUCGGCCGGGACAAUUCCAGUGCAAUAAUGGACACUGCAUUUCACAGGACUAUGUGUGCGAUGCCCAGAAUGACUGUGGAGACAAUUCAGAUGAACCUUAUGAACAAUGCAUCGGUCCUGGUCAUAAGUGUGAUGAGCACACUGAGUUCGCCUGUGAGACAAACUAUCGCUGCAUUCCUCAGUGGGCAGUGUGUGAUGGCUCUAAUGAUUGUAUCGACAACAGUGAUGAGAAGGACUGUGAUGCACUGACCUGUGACCCACUGGGAGAUUUCCGCUGUGAUAACCAUCGUUGCAUUCCCGUGCGCUGGCAAUGCGAUGGGAAUAACGACUGCGGGGACGGAUCUGAUGAGAGAGACUGUGAACCCAGACCUUGCACUGAGAGUGAAUAUCGCUGUGACAACCAGCAGUGUAUUCCUGGUUCUUGGGUCUGUGACCAUAACAACGACUGUGGAGACAAUUCAGAUGAAAGGGACUGCGAACUGCUGACAUGUCGUCCGGGUACAUUCCGCUGUGCGUCUGGACACUGCAUCCCCGCUUCCCAGAGGUGUGAUGGGCAUGCAGACUGUCUGGAUUUCUCCGACGAAACCACUUGCCCAACACGCUACCCUGGGGGGCGGUGGUGUCCUUCUCACCAGUUCCAGUGUAAGAACACCCUGUGUGUGAACCAGUACUUUGUGUGUGAUGGUUUCAACGACUGCGGGGACAAUUCGGACGAGGAUCUCAGCCUCUGCUGGAAUGUCACUUGUGAAAUGCCGGAUAAAUUCCGCUGUGACAACGGCUACUGCAUUUACUCUGGCCUUAUGUGUAAUCAGAAGGAUGACUGUGGAGAUGGGACGGAUGAAAAGGAAGAUGUCUGUCGAGAGCCAACUCGUGCCCCUUGUACCCUUGAAGAGUUUAAAUGUACCAAUGGCAACUGUGUGGCUUUACCCUAUGUCUGUGACCACAAUGACAACUGUGGUGACCUCUCUGAUGAGCUUGGCUGCUAUUUUGGCCAUGACCGGACGUGCGAUGAGAAACUGUGCCAACAUGAAUGCACAAAUCUUAAUGGAACUGGCUUCAUUUGCUCCUGUAAACCAGGCUACAGUGUGGACCCAGACAACACCUUCGACUGCAACGAUAUAAAUGAAUGUGCGAUACAUGGUACAUGCCCUCAGGCCUGUAAGAACGAAAAAGGCGGGUAUGAGUGUGAGUGUGCUCCAGGGUACCGGAAGGUGGGCACGGGGAACGCAUGCGAGGCUGAAGGUGCUGCACCUUUGAUUUUGCUGCCCGAGAACGUCCGCAUUCGCAGAUUUAACCUGCAGACUGAGGAAUACCAUGACUUCCUUCAGGAACACGAACGCAUUGUGGCGCUUGACUAUGACUGGGAUCACAACAACACUGGACUCAGUGUGGUUUAUUUCACUGUGGAGGGGAAGGAUUCAUCGCCAGGGGGUAUAAAGAGAGCUUAUCUGCCCACAGUCGAUGAUCACAGUAAUAAUAUAGCUGCUGCAGUUGAUCUGGACAUCAAAUAUUUAACCAAGCCCAAUGGUAUAGCAGUGGACUGGGUUGGCAGGAAUUUGUAUUGGGUAGACUCAAAGCUCAGACGCCUAGAGGUGGCCAUGCUGGAUGGGCGCUACAGGAAGCAUCUGGUUAAGACAGACCUUGGGGAACCCAAUGCAGUAGCAGUCAACCCCCGACUUGGGAUGCUGUACUGGACUGACUGUGGAUCUACACCACGGAUAGAGGCCUCGCAGAUGGAUGGUCAGGGGAGGAAAGUUCUGGUGGAAACCGGUUUGGGUUGGCCCACAGGCCUGUCCAUUGACUUUACCAACAACGACCGCAUUUACUGGUCUGAUGCCAAGGAGAGUCACAUUGAGUCUGUGCUUCCAACUGGAGAGGAUAGACGGAUAGCAGUUUUCAUAGAUGUGAGGAACCCCCUUAGUGUGAAUGUGUUUGAGGACCAUGUGUAUUGGAGCACACAGGAGACAGGAGAGGUGUUUAAACAGGAUAAAUUUGGCAAAGCGGCCAAGACUAAGCUGCUGACAGCUGGACCCUGGCUCACGCAAAUCAACAUCUACCAACAGCAGAAAUAUAAUUCCAUAAACAUGAAAAAUCCAUGUAAGGGCACAUGUAGUCACCUCUGCCUGCUGCGGCCCGGAGGCUAUACUUGCGCUUGCCCUGAAGGCACCAACUUCUUACCUGGAAGUAGCACUGAAUGUGAUGCAGGUUUUGAGCCCCCUGCCACCAUGCCUCCUCCAUGUCAGUGUCAGAAUGGAGGAACCUGCUACUUUGAUGACAACAAAGCCCUCUGCAAGUGUACCCCAGACUGGCAGGGUGAUUUCUGCCAAACUAGCAUUUAUAAUACAGUAGCCACCUCAGUUGGCUUGGCCAUCGGCAUUACAGCACUCAUUAUUAUUUUGCUCGGAGCCUUGGUCUACACGGUAAAGAGAAAACCUAAAAUCAUGGAAACAUUUCAGAACAUGAGUAUUCCCCAUUUCAGAAGUGCCACCCCACCCCCUGCUGACAGCACAGGACAAGCCAGAAUAGAGGCUACAGACCACAGCAUCACCAACACAGUGAACCCUUCCACAGCAGUGGAGCUGGAGGGAGCAGGCGAGAACUUUGAGAACCCAGCCUAUACAGCAGAGGCUGGCGGACAGGACUAUACUCCCCGCAGCGUAGCAACUGCCGUCCCUGCCUUCAGAGGCGCUGCAAAAGAGAAUAUUGAGAAUCCCGUCUAUGCUGCUGAUAUCUCUAUGGUGCCUAAAUCCAAUGGUGCUGCUGUAUCAGUUAAACCAACAUUUGACAAGGGAGCUUUUGAAAAUCCUGCAUACAACACAGAGGAUGACCAAACACCAGAGGGUUCAGACAGCGAGGCCAAUGAAACGGAACAAGUGGAGGUGGAUGUCUCUCAGGAAGAAGUGGACACAGCAGAUACAUUCUCAAACCCAGUAUAUGCGAUGGUGAAUGUCGGAGAGCUGAUGGAAUGCUCAUCCUCGGACUGGUGA
Chanos chanos (milkfish) is the source of this 13878-nucleotide messenger RNA. RefSeq names its product low density lipoprotein receptor-related protein 2b (gene lrp2b). The record is from RefSeq and is a predicted model, not a curated record. Gene Ontology annotation, cellular component: plasma membrane; signaling receptor complex. The coding region runs from base 1 to 13878 and encodes 4625 amino acids. Lineage: Eukaryota; Metazoa; Chordata; Actinopteri; Gonorynchiformes; Chanidae. The transcript has 80 exons. Gene Ontology annotation, molecular function: protein binding; calcium ion binding.